GAAAUGAAAAAGCAGCACUUGUUGAUUGUUGAUUUCGAAAACUUACGCGCGCGUAUAUUUUAUCUCCAUACUUUCUUGAUAAGAUAAAAAUUUGAUAAAAAUAUAUCAGCCGGGGUCUUUUUGGCUGCUACAACUCUUUUGAAUUUUACAGAAGGAAUUUGCGGUUUAAAAUGGCCGACUUGGUUUUAGUGAUUGGAAGUGGUGGUCGUGAACAUGCAUUGGCAUGGAAAUUAUCCCAGUCACCAAACAUUGAACAUAUCUAUGUAGCUCCAGGCAAUGCUGGAACCCAUUCUAAUGGAGAUAAAAAGGUAUCAAAUUGUGCUCUAAAUGUCAAAAAUCAUUCUGAAGUUGUUGAUUGGUGCAAGGAAAAAGGUAUUAAUUUCGUAGUUGUUGGACCUGAAGAUCCUUUAGCUAAUGGCCUAGCUGAUUAUUUGGCAAAGAAUGGAAUAAAAUGUUUUGGUCCAUGCCAAAGAGCAGCUCAAAUUGAAGCUAGUAAAGAAUUUGCCAAAGUUUUCAUGGAUAAACAUGAAAUACCCACUGCUCGUUGGAAGUCUUUUACUGAUCCAGAGGAAGCAAAAAAGCAUGUUAUGAGUGCUUCAUAUAAUGCUUUAGUUGUAAAAGCUAGUGGACUAGCUGCUGGCAAAGGAGUUAUUGUUGGCAACAGUAGGGAAAAUGCAGCAAAAGCUAUUGAUACGCUGAAGCAAGAUAAAGGACUUUCUUCUGCAAGUGAAGUGAUUGUAAUUGAGGAGUUACUAGAAGGCGAAGAAGUGUCUGUUUUAGGCUUUUGUGAUGGUUCUACUGUUUCUUUGAUGCCACCAGCCCAAGAUCACAAACGCUUGGGCAACAAUGACGAAGGUCCCAACACAGGAGGAAUGGGAGCUUACUGCAGGUGCCCUCUGGUUUCUGAUGAAGAUUUGAAGUUUAUUGAAACAAAUAUUAUGCAAAAAGCUGUCGAUGGUAUGAAAAGUGAAGGAUCGCCUUACAUCGGUGUUUUAUACGCUGGAUUAAUGAUGACUAAAGAUGGGCCAAAAGUUCUGGAAUUCAACUGCAGAUUUGGUGACCCUGAAACUCAAGUAAUCUUGCCUCUUAUAAAAACAGACUUGUACAGUGUAAUGAAGGCUUGUGUUGCUGGAAAACUUAAUACUAUUGAUAUCCAAUGGUCAGCUGAUCAGUAUGCUGUGGGCGUUGUGUUAGUAAGUGGCGGAUAUCCUGGUGGUUACCCCAAGGGGAAAAUAAUAUCAGGACUUCAUAAAUUCCAAACUUCAGACCUUAUUGUCUUCCAUGCUGGAACUUCCUUCAGUUCAGGAAACUUGGUGACUUCAGGUGGUAGAGUGUUAGCUGUGGUAGCACUAAGCAACAGCCUAGAGGCAGCAGCUGAAAAUGCUCGAAAAGGAGCUACAGAAAUUCAUUUUGAUGGUGUCUUCUUUAGAAAUGAUAUUGCACAAAAAGCAUUGAAAAGAUCCCAGAAUGAAGGUCUGACUUAUAAAUCAUCUGGAGUAGAUAUCAAAAGUGCUGAUGAUUUAAUUGAAGAUAUUAAAAAAAUGACCAAGCAGACUUUACGAUCUGGUGUAUGUGGAGGUAUUGGUGGUUUUGGUGGCAUAUUCGAUCUUAAAGCAGCUGGAUAUAUUGACCCAUAUUUAGUAUCUAGGGGGCGAGGUAUUAGUGGAAAGAUGGAGAUUGCCCAAGAGUGUGGUCAGUAUGAAUUAAUAGGAAAUGAUCUGGUUGCUGCUUGUGUAAAUGAAAUAAUUUGUCAUGGAGCGGAGCCUCUGUUUUUUCUCGAUACUUAUACUUGUGGGAAGUUAGAUGUCAGUAAAGCUAAUAAAGUGAUAGCUGGGAUAGCAAGAGCUUGUGAAUUAGCCAAUUGUGCUCUCAUUGGUGGGGAAACUGCAGAAAUGCCUGGAAUGUAUGCAGAUGGUGAUUUUGAUCUUACAGCUUUUGCUAGAGGAGCUGUAGAAAGGUCUUCAUUUCUACCUAGAAAAAAAGAAAUCCACAGCGGAGAUGCUGUAAUCGGUCUAUGCUCCUCAGUUAUUAAUGUCAGUGGUUACGACUUGGUUGACAAAGUUAUUAAAAAACAAGGUUUAAAAUAUGAUUCACCUUGUCCAGAUCUGAAAUUCAAGACAUUUGCUGAAUAUUUAAUGCGUCCAACUAAAAUUUAUGUUCAUAGCAUUUUGCCUUUAAUGAAGAAGAACUUAAUCAAGGCAGCAGCCUACAUUGAUCAGCAUGGUUUACAUCAGAGCAUUUCCAAUAUUUUGGAUGAAACCCAUAAAGUUGUUUUAGAUGCAUCUAAAUGGGAAGUGCCUUUUAUGUUCAAUUGGAUUGCUACUAAUGGACAUCUGUCUGAAAAAGACAUGCUGAAAGUGUUCAAUAUGGGCCUUGAUAUGAUUUUAAUUGUUGAUAAAGAUUGCAAAGAUGAAAUACUUGAAAACUUAAAAAGAGCCGAUUACGCUGCUUUUGAUGUUGGUUUUGUAAAAUCUCUUCAGAAAGGUACUAAUCCAGUUGAAAUCACGAACUUGCAGAUGAGUGAAAAUAGUUCUUUUGAAAAGAAAAAUAUUGGAGUGCUUGCAUCAUGUGAUAAUAAUAGCUUGAGAGCUCUGAUAAAAUUUACUGAAAAUUCCAACAAUAUCAGUGCAGCGAAAAUAAAGGUAGUUGUAUCAAACACAGAAAAUAAUGCUGACAUAGAUUUUGCACAAAGUAUUGGAAUACCUGUUGUGGUAGUAAAUGAAAACACCUUUACCUCAAAGCAAGAGUAUGAAAAUGCAGUGCAUUCCGUUCUAGAAAAAUAUCGAGCACAAAUUGUUUGCAUCGAUGGCUCUAUAAAUGUUUCAGACAGCUUCAUAGGCUUGUGGAAAGGCAAGUUGUUGAAAUCCUAUCCUACUUUAGUGCCUGCUUUUGAUGGAGCAGACAUUUACAAGCAAGUCCUUGAUAUGAAAGUUAGAAUUACUGGAUGUAGUAUUUGUUUUGUAGAGCCUGAAAAUAAACAAGGGGCUAUUGUUGAACAAGCAGCAAUAUCUGUUGAUGCUGAUGAUACAAUUAAAGUUUUGAGAGAGAAAAUACUACAACUUGAACAACAUGUGUACACUAAAGCUUUGGAACUUGUAGCUAGUGGAAAAGUUACCUAUAACACUGAAUCUCGUGUAUCACGGCUGGAUGAUGAUUCUCACGAAAGCCCUUUUGUUGACUCAAAUAUAGCUGAAUGCAUCAAGUUAAUGCAACCGUUGGUAGAACAGACUAAGCGUUCUGGUUUUGUAGAAAAAAUUGGAUCAUCUUGCGGCAUAUUUGAUCUAGAAGCUGCAGGCUAUCAGUUUCCAUAUUUAGUAUCUGGAACAGACGGAGUUGGCACAAAAUUAAAAAUUGCACAAAUCUGCAAUAAGCACGAUAGUAUUGGAAUAGAUUUAGUUGCAAUGUGUGUAAAUGAUAUUUUGACACACGGUGCAGAGCCUUUAUUUUUUAUGCAAUGCUUUGAUUGUGGAAAAGCUAACCCAGAUGUUGUCCCAAAAGUAGUUUCUGGAAUAGUAGAAGGCUGUAAACAAGCAAAUUGUUCUCUAAUAGGAUCUGAGUUAUCGCAAGUACCUGACGUAUAUUUAUACAAUAAACAUGGUGUAGCUAAUUAUGAAAAUUAUGAUGUAGUUGGAUAUGCUGAAGGUGCGUUAAUCAAAAGUAAUCUGUUACCAAAGUCGGAUAAAAUACAAGAAGGUGACGUCGUUAUUGGUAUGGAAUCAUCGGGCAUCCACAGCAAUGGUUUUAGCCUUGUUAGGAAGCUAGUUGAACUCCGAAACUUAAGGUAUAAAGAUCCUGCCCCAUUUGAUAAAUCUCAGACCCUUGGGGAAGCCCUAUUAGUGCCUACAAAGAUUUACGUUCAAUCUCUCUUACCACUCAUGAAAAAAGGCUGCAUUAAAGCUGCUGCUCAUAUAACAGGUGGAGGCAUAGUUGAAAAUAUACCUCGGGUUUUGCCUGCUACGCACAGGGUUGUUUUAGAUGCAACAAAAUGGACUUUGCCAAAUGUUAUGAGGUGGAUUGCCAAAGAAGGUUGCAUAACUGAGAAGGAAAUGUUAAAGACAUUCAAUUGUGGGAUAGGCAUGGCCUUGAUUGUGUCAAAGGACAAGGUGCCUGAAGUCCUGGCUUUUCUUAAAGAAAGCGGUGAAACAGCUUCUGUUAUUGGGGAAGUUCAGAGAGAGGACAAAGGUAAAGCUAAAGUUGAAGUUCAGAACUUUUGCCUUUCAACUCAGUUGAGCAAGCAAACUAAAAAAAGAGUUGGUGUAUUAAUAUCUGGAUCUGGAACCAAUCUUCAAGCCCUCAUUGAUUAUACACAAAACCCCAGCAAUCAAAGUCGAGCUGAAAUUGUGCUUGUUGUUUCAAAUAAAGCUGGAGUAGAAGGUUUAAAGCGAGCAGAAAAAGCAAAGAUUCCCACAAAAGUAAUUAAUCACAAAGAUUACAGCUCAAGAGUGGAAUUUGAUAUGGCAAUGCAUGCCAUUCUACAGGAAAAUAAAGUAGAAAUUGUGUGUUUGGCAGGCUUUAUGAGAAUUCUAUCAAAGGAAUUUGUUCGUUUGUGGGAAGGAAAACUACUGAAUGUUCAUCCUGCAAUUUUACCAGCGUUCAAAGGAAUGAAUGCUCAUAAACUUGCAUUAGAAGCAGGUGCAAGAAUAAGUGGAUGUACUGUUCACUUUGUGGAACCUGAAGUAGAUGCUGGUGCUAUUAUCGAGCAAGCGUCAGUUAGGGUUGCUGCAGAAGAGACAGAAAAAUCACUUCAAGAAAAGGUUAAAGUUCUUGAACACGAGAUAUUCCCUAAAGCUUUAGAGCUUUUAUGUAGUGGAAGAGUAUCUAGAAAAACCGAUGGAAAAAUACAAUGGCAUUAUUAAAAUAAAUAAAUGUAUUUUGUUAUCUUAACAGUCAACUGAAUUGCUUUAUAAUCUCAUUAAAUGAAAUCAAUUUAAUUCUUUUUUCAGUGUACAUAUAAAGUGAAGCUAUUUUUAUAUAAAUAAAAUUUUAUACAAGUUGAA
Molecule: messenger RNA, 4997 nt
Organism: Uloborus diversus
Lineage: Eukaryota; Metazoa; Arthropoda; Arachnida; Araneae; Uloboridae
Gene: Gart
Product: trifunctional purine biosynthetic protein adenosine-3-like
Exons: 24
Coding region: 171-4856 (1561 amino acids)
Biological process (GO): adenine biosynthetic process; 'de novo' IMP biosynthetic process
Cellular component (GO): cytosol
Molecular function (GO): metal ion binding; phosphoribosylamine-glycine ligase activity; phosphoribosylformylglycinamidine cyclo-ligase activity
Source: RefSeq, a predicted model, not a curated record